GGCGGGAGCAGCAGGAGAAGCGGGAGCAGCAGUGGGGGGUGAGGGAGCAGAGGAGACGAGCAGUGGGGAUGUGGGGAAGAAGGUGAAGGGAGAGAGCUCUGAGGACAGCAGCACUUCUGAGGAUGACGAGGAGGAAGAGGAGGCUGAGGAUGGAGCGGCAGGUGAUGCUGACAAGAAGAAAGGCACUGAGGAAGAUGGGAAGGGAGGCACAGGGCACAAGGCGAAGGAGAUGGGGAAGGGGAAGAAGAAGAAGAAGCGGUCUCACGGAGUGGCCAUAUGCGCUGUCAGGCACAGUGGCAGCAGCGGUGCAGGGCAUCAUUCUGCCCCUCUUCGCCCUCAUCCUCUCCCGCAUCAUCACCGUCUUCUACAACCUAGACAAGGCCAAGAUGCGGCAGGACGCGGACUUCUGGUCGCUCAUGUUUGUGAUCCUGGCCGUGGUGGCGUGGGUGUCGCGCACGCUGCAGACGUUCCUCUUCAGCGUCGCGGGGCAGCGCCUCAUCCGCCGCAUCCGCCGCCUGUGCUUCCACUCCGUGCUCCGCCAGGAGAUGGCCUGGUUCGACCGGGAUGAGAACUCCAGCGGUGCCAUCGGCUCUCGUCUCUCCUCAGAUGCGACGCACGUGCACUCUAUAGUGGGCGACCGGCUCUCCUUGGUGGUGCAGAAUGCAGCAACACUCAUAGCGGGGCUCAUCAUCGCCUUCUCCUCCUCGUGGAUCCUCUCCUUCAUCGUCCUCGCGCAGCUGCCGCUCAUUGCUGCUGGCUCGAUCUUUCAGAUGCAGAGCCUGCAGGGAUUCGCCACCGAUGCCAAGCAAGCGUACGAGGCGGCGACACGCAUUGCAUCGGAUGCAGUAGGGGCGAUGCGCACAGUGGCGUCGUUUGCAGCAGAGGGGCGUGUCAUGGCGCUGUACCGGGCCACUGCUGCGGCGCCCGUCAAGGCGGGGCUGAAAAAGGCGCAGGUCAGCGGGGCGGGGUUUGCCUUUGGGCAGUUCUGUCUGUUUGCUGUGUACGGCUUUUCCUUCUGGUGCGGGGGGCAGCUUGUUAAGAUCGGCCAGGCUGACUUCCAGUCCGUCUUUCAGUCAUUCUUCGCAGUGGUCUUCACAGCCAUGGGCGUGGCUCAAACAGCCAGUCUAGCCCCGGACAUGGCAACGGCGCAGGCAGCAGUGAAGUCCAUCUUCAAGCUGCUGGACCGCCGCUCGCGCAUCGACCCAGAGGCGCCGGGGGAGCGGCCAGAGGAGGGCGUGGGAGGGGAGGUGCGGUUUGAGGGAGUCGUUUUUGCGUACCCGUCCCGACCACACCUCACCAUUCUACAGGACUUCACACUCACCAUUCCGGCCGGAAAGACCGUUGCGCUGGUGGGGGAGAGCGGCAGCGGCAAGUCGACGGUGGUGGCGCUGGUGGAGCGCUUCUACGACCCGCAGAGCGGAGCCGUGCUGCUGGACGGCUGCAGCAUCGCCGCGCUCAACCUGCGCUGGCUGCGCCGCCACAUGGGGCUCGUCAGCCAGGAGCCCGCGCUCUUCAACAUCCCCAUCCGCGACAACAUUGCAUACGGCCGCGCUGCCACUUAUGUUCCCAGCGGUGGUGCUGAUGGUGUUGACGCUGAUGGUCUUCCCAUCGGCGGCCAGAAGAAGGGCUUCUGGCACUUUGGAGACAGCAGGGGCAGCCGUGAUUUCAAGAGGAGCCACGACUUCAGGAUGAGUAGGGAGAGUGCCGGGAGUGGCACUGAUGGGGGAGAGGAAGAAGAGGAGCUAGAGGCAGUGACUGAGACGGAGAUAGUUGAGGCUGCUAAGGCCGCCAAUGCACAUGGCUUCAUCUCCUCACUUCCUGAUGGGUAUGACACACUGGUGGGGGAGCGCGGCACGCAGCUGAGUGGCGGGCAGAAGCAGCGCGUGGCGAUCGCGCGUGCGAUCCUCAAGGACCCACGAGUGCUGCUAUUGGAUGAGGCCACGUCAGCGCUGGACGCGGAGAGUGAGAAGGUGGUGCAGGCGGCACUGGAAAAGGUCAUGGUGGGCCGCACCACCGUGGUCGUGGCGCACCGCCUCUCCACUGUGCGCGCGGCGGAUUGCAUUGUGGUGAUGCAGAAGGGACGGGUAGUGGAGCAGGGCACGCAUGACGAGUUGCUCACAAAGAAAGGCGCGUAUCACUUAUUGGUCUCUGCCCAGCGUUAGUGAAAUUAGUAACUAGGGGGUGGUGAACAGUCUGCAGGUAUAUGGGUAUCCUAGAUCUUAUACCGCGAUAUACUCAUAUUGAGAACGAGGCAAUUGAUGGAGGCUGAGUCUCUGCAACGGUUGCAAAUGCCUGCGGUUGCCCUUUGCAUUGGUUAGCUUAGCACCAGGCCCUAAGAUUGGUUUUUGGGUGUUGGGCUGAGAAAAGCCCUUAGGAUCUUUCCAGAGACUAAGUCCCAGUUGAAGAAUGAGACUUGAGUAGUGCAGCGGAAGUUGAGUAGUUGAACCCUUGUACUAGUAUAUGAGAACAAG
Closterium sp. NIES-67 is the source of this 2471-nucleotide messenger RNA. NCBI's taxonomy places the organism in Eukaryota, Viridiplantae, Streptophyta, Zygnematophyceae, Desmidiales, Closteriaceae. The record is from the annotation of a GenBank genome assembly.